Molecule: messenger RNA, 1020 nt
Organism: Puccinia graminis f. sp. tritici CRL 75-36-700-3
Lineage: Eukaryota; Fungi; Basidiomycota; Pucciniomycetes; Pucciniales; Pucciniaceae
Exons: 3
Coding region: 7-1020 (337 amino acids)
Source: RefSeq, a predicted model, not a curated record
GUGAAAAUGCGCCCCCAUAGAUCGAUUCGGCGAUCUUCAAUAUUACGAAUGCUGUUGGCUAUCACAAGUCGGACUAGAGCAUUUCUACACACAACUAACAGUGCGACCAUCACUUGCGAAAACGCACCUCAGGUCUCUCAAGCUACCAGUGGAGUACGCCAUGAAACAUUAUGCGAUUCGGAUGCCGUGGGACGUGUUGUGGACUGGUUGGAUAUGGAUUCGAGCCCAGGUCAGAGGAGGCAAGUAGAUACCAGGGACAUAGAAACCUCGGCGAGGGAGAAUUCACGAGUCAUGGUAGACUCGCCUCCCAUUUGGACUAGCGCUGUAAUCCCAGGGAAAGAACAUUUCUUACCCUCUGGGUAUCGCACUGAUGAUCAGGACCAUGGGCCGUGGAGAGAUUCUUACCGGUCUGAGAAAAAGGAAGUCGAAUCAAAUAGCAUGCAUAAGACCGAUUCAGUAGGAAUGAGCUACAGAGGUGGUCACCCCCAACUCCCCGAACACCUAUAUGAUGACCAUCAUUUUGAUUCAGCUCGGCACCUGGAAUUUCAAAAGUAUUUGAUUCAUGUAGCUGAUGAAGGAUUGGCACUGUCCCAGCAUCACCAUUAUGGACCUUGGAGCCAUUACACUUCUCCAAUCCAUAACUGGCAUUCUCCGCCCGAAUCCUUAAGUAAUAUCCCUGCAUACUUGGAACACCAUUGGCGGUACUUGAAUUAUUACUGGUGGUACUUGAACUAUUUUUCUCAAAAGUUGAACCUUCCUGCGCUCAGGUUGAACAAUCCUCCAGGGAGUGGAGCUCCUUUCAACGAGUUGAAUAAGGGGAACAAUGCGAAAAAUAAAGAAAAGCAGAAUCUCUCGGGGACCGGGGUUUAUUUCAACGAGCGGCAGAGGGGAAACAAAGGGAAAAAUCAAGGGCCCAGAAAACCUUUAGUGAAUGGGGUUAAUCUCAACGAGGUCAAAGAAGGAACCAACGAGAAAAAUAAAGAAGUGAACAUUCCUUCAGAGACUGAAAGGAAACAAUGA